Molecule: messenger RNA, 1114 nt
Organism: Moneuplotes crassus
Lineage: Eukaryota; Ciliophora; Spirotrichea; Euplotida; Euplotidae
Source: the annotation of a GenBank genome assembly
CAUCCUGAUGUGCUGAAGGUCGUAAAACUUAUCGUACAACAAUAGGCAUGGAAAGACAAAGCAUAACGUUGAUAUCAAACGAUAGUUCUUUAACAGUUAAAAAUAUUCCAUCCCCAGUUAGUUCAGGUGAAGAAUGAGUAGCUAAGAAGUCUGUUCAAACUAUCAAGGCUCCUAAAUAGAACUGAAAAGUUAAGAGUGCCGAGAAACCUUUAAGUCUAUCAAGGCUCAUCCUAUGGAAGUCAAAUCUCCAAGAAUGACUAUGAAGAUGGUCAAAAGCUUAUCUCAUGUCAACCAUAAGGUAGACUUCUUCUCCAAGAAUAAAGAAGAGGAUUACAUAAAGAAAAUAGACAAUAAGGUCAUCUCUGUCAUCGAAGAACUCUCCAUGAUCAAGAUAGAGGAAUUUGAAGAUAUUGAAAGGUAUGAUUAUAAAGCAAUCAGAAACUUCCUUGUUGCUAACAAGUGUGAUGUGGGAAGAGUCGUAGAUAUAAUCCAAAAAGAUAUCAGUUGGAGAAAAAGAAAGUUCCCUUUCUGAUCAACCGAGCUUAAGGAAGUUAUACAGUCUGAGAAACUUUACCUCUAUGGGUCUGAUAAAGAUAUGAACCCUUGUUUUUAUUUCAAACCUUUCUCUAAGCCAGGAAUUUACUUCCAGGAGAAGAGUUCUGAGAUUACAAUGAAGAAUUAUCUUGAUUAUAUAAUCUACUGAUUCGAGACAUGAAAUCAGUAUCUUAUAGGACUAGGAUUUAACACCACAUUUACUAUGCUAGUGGAUUGUGAUGACCAAAAGAUAGACUCUGAGGCUUCGAACUUCUAUUUCGACUCGAUAUGGGAGAUAAUCAAUAAUCAUUAUCCUUGAAAGAUUGCUAAAAUUCAUUUAGUAAAAGUACAAUUAAAGACCUCAUUUAUGAUCCAUGGGCUAAGGCUGAAGAACGUGAUAUUCCAUGAUGAAUUCUAUCAAUCUUCUCUACUAGCACACUUCAAUCAAUACCAGUUGUGUCAAGAGUAUGGAGGAUGUGCCUUAGAGAAAUAUGAUAUCACUCAGCUUAAGAACACAAAUGAUUUGCCUGGGUUCAUCACAAGUUACGUAAAACUACCAAACGAAGUGACUCCAUGCUAA